Condylura cristata (star-nosed mole) is the source of this 3300-nucleotide messenger RNA. It is a transcript of the gene SLC30A9, whose product is annotated as solute carrier family 30 (zinc transporter), member 9. The record is from RefSeq and is a predicted model, not a curated record. Gene Ontology annotation, cellular component: nucleus; membrane. The coding region runs from base 149 to 1858 and encodes 569 amino acids. Gene Ontology annotation, molecular function: monoatomic cation transmembrane transporter activity. Gene Ontology annotation, biological process: zinc ion transport; positive regulation of transcription by RNA polymerase II; transmembrane transport. NCBI's taxonomy places the organism in Eukaryota, Metazoa, Chordata, Mammalia, Eulipotyphla, Talpidae. The transcript has 18 exons.
ACGACGUGACAGCUUCCGGCUCUCUGAGGCCGCCUGGGGCGGCGCACAAGUCGAUUUUCGCAGGUGUUCGGUCUAUGGAGUCAGUUGAUGCCGGCGGCUGCGCUGAGGCAGGAGGUGGUAUCCGAGUGGGUGCCUCUGCCCCGCCAGGAUGUUACCGGGCUUGGCCGCCGCCGUUGCGGCCCACAGAUGUAGCUGGUCCUCUCUGUGCCGGCUGCGUCUGCGCUGCAGGGCGGCGGCCCGCGGCUCCAGCCACCGCCACGAAUGGCAGAAUUUAGUGACAUAUGGAAGCUUUUCAAACUUGGUUCCCUGUAGUCACCCAUACAUCAGUACACAGAGACAAGUAAAGUACUCCACAGACGUUCACAAAGGAGGGCAGGGAUCACAAACUCUCAGAGUAGAAAAAGUACCAUCAAUUGAUGAAACAGCAGAAAAUAUAGGUGCAGAACUCAAAGCUCCUCUUACGAAACAAGCUCUCCAAGUAAGAGUCAAAGCCGUCCUUAAAAAGAGAGAGUAUGGACCAAAGUACACUCAGAAUAAUUUCAUCACUGGUGUCAGAGCAAUAAAUGAGUUCUGCCUUAAAUCCAGUGACCUAGAACAACUUCGAAAAAUCAGACGACGAAGUCCUCAUGAAGAUACUGAGUCAUUUACUGUAUAUUUGAGAUCAGAUGUGGAGGCAAAAUCUUUGGAAGUUUGGGGAAGCCUUGAAGCUCUUGCCAGAGAAAAAAAACUGCGUAAAGAAGCAGAAAUAGAAUACAGAGAAAGACUAUUUAGAAACCAAAAAAUACUGAGGGAAUAUGGAGACUUUCUGGGAAACACCAAGCCACGCUCCAGAACUACAUCAGUUUUUUUUAAGGGCCCAGGUAAAGUGGUAAUGGUUGCCAUUUGCAUCAAUGGAUUAAACUGCUUCUUUAAAUUCCUUGCCUGGAUUUAUACGGGUUCAGCGAGUAUGUUUUCUGAAGCUAUACACUCUCUAUCUGAUACUUGUAAUCAGGGUUUACUAGCAGUGGGCAUCAGCAAGUCUGUUCAAACACCAGAUCCUACUCAUCCGUAUGGAUUUUCAAAUAUGCGUUACAUUGCUUCACUAAUUAGUGGAGUUGGUAUUUUCAUGAUGGGUGCAGGAUUAUCUUGGUACCACGGAAUCAUGGGAUUGCUUAAUCCUCAGCCAAUAGAAUCUCUUCUAUGGGCAUAUUGUAUUUUAGCAGGAUCAUUGGUAUCUGAAGGAGCAACUCUUCUUGUUGCUUUAAAUGAACUUCGUAGGAGUGCUCGAGCUAAAGGAAUGUCAUUUUACAAGUAUGUAAUAGAAAGUCGUGAUCCUAGUACAAAUGUUAUAUUAUUGGAGGAUACUGCAGCAGUCUUGGGAGUGACAAUAGCAGCCACUUGUAUGGGCCUUACAUCUUUGACAGGCAAUCCACUGUAUGACAGUCUAGGUUCUUUGGGUGUAGGCACCUUGUUAGGUGUGGUCUCAGCAUUCCUCAUCUAUACUAAUACAGAAGCACUCUUAGGGCGAUCCAUCCAGCCAGAACAAGUACAGCGGCUUACUGAACUUCUGGAGAACGACCCAUCAGUAAGGGCAAUUCAUGAUGUUAAAGCCACAGAUCUGGGAUUAGGUAAAGUAAGAUUUAAGGCUGAAGUAGAUUUUGAUGGACGAGUUGUUACAAGAUCAUAUUUGGAAAAACAAGAUUUUGACCAAAUGCUUCAAGAAAUCCAAGAAGUGAAAACUCCAGAAGAACUAGAGACCUUUAUGCUUAAACAUGGAGAGAAUAUUAUUGAUACUCUAGGAGCUGAAGUAGAUAGACUUGAGAAAGAGCUGAAAAAACGAAACCCUGAAGUUCGACAUGUAGAUUUGGAGAUAUUAUAGAUGUGAUGGAAUGAAUCAUCUUGGAGGGAAUCUUGGAAACAAGCUUGUCAAGCCUGCUCUUGCACCCUGAAGGAGUCAUUGCCAUUCAGAAGCCAUUUUCUUAGGAUGAAGAAAUACUUUAUGUAAAGGGCAUUUCAAAAGUCCACAGAAUUAAAAUGACUGCAUAUUUCCAUGAGAUAGUAUGAGUUGAAUUAAUUUUAAAAUCAUGGUUUUUCUCUUUUUGUUUUAGUAGGAGACAUUUACUUAAAUUUUUCAUAAUUUCUCAUUUUAGCCUGUCAAGAAGUAUUGGGGUCCUUGCAAUCAUGUUCUUUUCUUGGUAAAAAUAAUCAGCAGCCAUAGAUAGGAUUAUGAUUUUUAAUUUUGUAGCUACUUAAGACUUCACUCCAUCAAACCCUGCCAAUCUUGAAUAUUCUAGCUAUAUCAAGUUUGUCUUUCUUUAUUAAAUAUAGAAGUUAUUUCUGCAUAACUUGUUAUUUUGCCCUGAGCACUAAUAGGAAGACUCUUCUAACAUAGUUAUCCAUCAAUGUUCAUUCCAGAAAUGGCUUAGUUAUUGAAUUGAAGGAAGACAUUUCCUUAUACUUUUAGGUCAUAGUAGUUAUCAUUUUGUAAGGUUUCCUACCUUUUCUUUGCCUUUUCCCUUUGUUAUGCUUAACUUUUCUAAUGGUUGGAGAUAUAAAAUAACCCUUGAUGUUCUCCAUGGACCAGUGUGAUGACUGUUUUUUUUUGUUUUUUAACUGGCUUUACUGCCACAGUGUAUAUUUACUUGGAGAUAGUGCAUUUAAACAAGCAUUUAAACAUUCUGUAAAAUGGACUAGAAAUAUUUAUAAUUUUACUUACAGGACAGCAUUUUAUUUUUAAUUUAUUUUUAAAAAGGCACUACUUAUGUAAAUCUGAACUGUGGAAUAUUUCUUGCUUUAAGAGAAAGAGAAGUAAAUCUCUUAAAUGGAAACUUGUGGCCAUGAUUUUGUAUAAACCAUAGUCAAAGGUGUGUUUGUAAUAUGAGUUUCUUGCAGUUGUAAGUGGGCAUUUAGCAUAAUAUGUGGUUAUAAAAUUGUGUAAGUAGCUUUGUAAUGAUCAUAAGCUAUCAAGUUGAAACUGUCAAUCCAGUGACUGAAAAACUUAGUGAAAACCACAGCUGUGUCUCCAUUUAUCAAAACAACUUAUAAUGCACUUUAAAUUGUCAGGUAGCGGUGAGCAUUGUCCACACAAGAGUAGUGGCUGGGUGAUCUCUUUACUGGAUAAGUGAGUGCUUGACAUAAGGACAUAACUACCUGUAUGAGGUCAGUGUCUUACUUAGAUUGAAGUUUAUGGAUUACAGGAAAUUGUAAUGCUGGAAACAAAAAUAAACAUUUGAUUAAAGAAUUUGUAAUGGUAAUUUUUGAUCUAGAAAUGUCAUUUAUUGGAAAAUUAUGAAAAUUUACAUUGGUGUGCAUUAUUUUUUU